Messenger RNA from Letharia columbiana, 1845 nucleotides. RefSeq lists its product as uncharacterized. The coding region runs from base 1 to 1845 and encodes 614 amino acids. Gene Ontology annotation, biological process: protein refolding; cellular response to unfolded protein; vesicle-mediated transport. Gene Ontology annotation, cellular component: plasma membrane; cytosol; nucleus. Lineage: Eukaryota; Fungi; Ascomycota; Lecanoromycetes; Lecanorales; Parmeliaceae. Gene Ontology annotation, molecular function: misfolded protein binding; ATP binding; heat shock protein binding. The record is from RefSeq and is a predicted model, not a curated record. The transcript has 6 exons.
AUGGCGGACGAAGUUUACGAAGGAGCAAUAGGCAUUGACUUGGGUACCACGUAUUCAUGUGUUGCCAACUAUGAGGGAACAAAUGUCGAGAUCAUUGCAAACGAGCAGGGUAGCUUCACCACACCAUCCUUCGUCUCUUUCACGGACGAGGAGCGAUUGAUUGGCGAGUCGGCAAAGAACCAGGCGGCUAUGAAUCCCGCGAACACAAUCUUCGAUAUCAAGCGUCUUAUUGGAAGAAGAUUCGACGACCCUACAGUCAAGAAAGAUAUCGAGUCAUGGCCUUUCAAGGUCGUGGACCAGGGAGGAAAUCCAAUGGUGCAAGUUCAAUACCUGAAGGAGACCAAGACGUUCUCUCCACAAGAGAUCUCGUCUAUGGUUUUAAUGAAAAUGAAAGAGGUCGCAGAGACCAAGCUCGGCAAGAAAGUAAAGAAGGCUGUUAUCACCGUACCUGCAUACUUCAACGACAACCAGCGUCAAGCAACGAAAGACGCAGGCGCAAUCGCUGAUCUACAAGUCCUGCGAAUCAUCAACGAACCCACGGCUGCUGCUAUUGCCUAUGGUCUCGGCUCUGGAAAGUCCGAGAAGGAGAGGAAUGUUCUGAUCUACGAUUUAGGAGGAGGAACUUUCGAUGUCUCUCUGCUGCACAUUCAGGGAGGAGUAUUCACCGUCAAGGCCACGGCUGGUGAUACCCAUCUCGGGGGUCAAGACUUUGACACGAAUCUCUUGGACCACUUCAAGAAGGAGUUUCAGCGGAAGACCAAAAAGGAUCUUUCAGGAGACUCGCGUGCUCUUCGACGCUUACGAACGGCUUGUGAGCGGGCCAAGCGUACGUUGUCUAACGGUACCCAAACCACCGUUGAAAUCGACUCUCUUUUCGAUGGAGAGGACUUCAAUGCUCAGAUCACCCGUGCCCGUUUCGAAGACCUCAACGCUAAAGCUUUCAACGGCACCAUCGACCCAGUACAACAGGUACUGAAAGACGCAAACCUCGACAAGAGCAAAGUGGACGAGAUUGUGCUUGUUGGUGGUUCUACUCGUAUUCCAAGGAUACAAAAGCUCCUUAGCGACUUCUUUGAUGGCAAGAAACUGGAAAAAAGCAUAAAUCCCGACGAGGCUGUUGCCUAUGGCGCUGCUGUUCAAGCUGGUAUCUUGUCAGGGAAAGCCACAUCUGCUGACACCGCGGAUCUUCUACUGCUCGACGUCGUUCCUCUCUCGCUUGGUGUUGCGAUGGAAGGCAACAUCUUUGCUGCCGUGGUUCCCCGCGGACAGACUGUCCCAACGAUCAAGAAGCGUACUUUCACUACCGUCGCAGACAACCAACAGACUGUGCAAUUUCCAGUGUUCCAGGGCGAGCGUGUCAAUUGCGAGGACAAUACCUCUUUGGGUGAAUUUACUCUUGCACCGAUACCGCCUAUGAAGGCUGGUGACGCCGUUCUUGAGGUCGUCUUCGAAGUCGACGUCAAUGGGAUUCUCAAGGUCACUGCUACAGAAAAGACAUCUGGACGCAGUGCGAACAUCACUAUUUCCAACUCUGUUGGCAAGCUCUCGUCGAGCGAGAUUGAGAACAUGAUCAGCGAUGCUGCAAAGUUCAAAAACAGCGACGAUGCUUUCAGCAAGAAGUUCGAGGCCCGACAACAACUCGAAUCAUACAUCUCCCGCGUUGAAGAAAUCACUUCGGAUCCAACGAUGUCUCUCAAGCUUAAAGGUAAGACGAAGGAGAAGAUCGAGACCGCCCUCAGCGACGCGAUGGCCCAAUUGGAAAUCGAAGACUCCAACUCUGAGGAUCUAAAGAAGAAGGAGCUGGCUCUGAAGAGACUAGUGACUAAGGCCAUGUCUACACGCUAA